Molecule: messenger RNA, 5324 nt
Organism: Ochotona curzoniae (black-lipped pika)
Lineage: Eukaryota; Metazoa; Chordata; Mammalia; Lagomorpha; Ochotonidae
Gene: GTF3C4
Product: general transcription factor IIIC subunit 4
Exons: 5
Coding region: 1-2430 (809 amino acids)
Biological process (GO): transcription initiation at RNA polymerase III promoter
Cellular component (GO): transcription factor TFIIIC complex
Molecular function (GO): histone acetyltransferase activity; protein binding
Source: RefSeq, a predicted model, not a curated record
AUGAGCGCGGCCGAGCAGGCCCGGCCCGCGGGGGACGGGCCCGUGCCGCCCGCGGGGGAGGAGGGCGAGGCGGGCGGGAAGGAGCCGGCGGCCCCGGGGCCCAGCGCUGCGUUCCGGCUCCUGGUGACUCGGCGGGAACCGGCCGUGAAGCUGCAGUACGCGGUGAGCGGCCUGGAGCCGCUGGCCUGGUCCGAGGACCACCGCGUGUCGGUGUCCACCGCCCGCAGCAUCGCCGUGCUGGAGCUCAUCUGCGACGUGCACAACCCGGGCCAGGACCUGGUGAUCCACCGCACCUCGGUGCCUGCCCCCCUCAGCAGCUGUCUGCUCAAGGUGGGCCCCAAAGCAGAGGUUGCCGAGUGCAAGGAGCAGUUUGCCACCUCUAAAGAUCCCACUGUCAGUCAGACCUUCAUGCUGGACAGAGUGUUCAACCCUGAGGGCAAGGCCCUGCCGCCCAUGCGAGGCUUCAAAUACACCAGCUGGUCCCCCAUGGGCUGCGAUGCCAAUGGCAGGUGCCUCUUGGCAGCACUGACCAUGGACAAUCGCCUGACCAUCCAGGCUAACCUCAACAGACUCCAGUGGGCGCAGCUGGCCGACCUGACGGAGAUUUAUGGAGAGCGACUCUAUGAGACCAGCUACCGGCUCUCCAAGAACGACCCCGCCCACGGGAGCCUGGGUGAUUUCGCCGAGUUCCAGAGGAGACACAGCAUGCAGACUCCGGUGAGGAUGGAGUGGUCGGGCAUCUGCACCACCCAGCAGGUCAAGCACAACAACGAGUGCCGAGACGUGGGCAGCGUGCUCCUGGCCGUCCUCUUUGAAAACGGCAACAUUGCCGUGUGGCAGUUUCAGCUGCCCUUUGUCGGGAAGGAGUCCAUCUCAUCGUGUAACACCAUCGAGUCCGGCAUCAACUCUCCCAGCGUUUUGUUUUGGUGGGAAUAUGAGCACAACAAUCGCAAAAUGAGUGGCCUUAUCGUGGGCAGUGCUUUCGGACCUGUGAAGAUCCUCCCCGUCAACCUGAAAGCAGUCAAAGGCUACUUCACGCUAAGGCAGCCCGUGGUCUUGUGGAAGGAGACGGACCAGCUGCCUGUGCACAGCAUCAAGUGUGUGCCGCUCUACCACCCUUACCAGAAGUGUAGCUGCAGCUUGGUCGUGGCCGCCAGGGGCUCCUACGUGUUCUGGUGUCUCCUGCUCAUCUCCAAGGCAGGUCUCAACGUGCACAACUCGCACGUCACAGGCCUGCACUCGCUGCCCAUCGUGUCCAUGGCGGCCGACAGGCAGAACGGUACCGUGUACACCUGCUCGAGUGACGGGAAGGUGCGCCAGCUGAUCCCCAUCUUCACGGACGUGGCGCUGAAGUUCGAACACCAGCUCAUCAAGCUCUCCGACGUGUUUGGCUCGGUGAGGACUCACGGGAUCGCGGUGAGCCCCUGCGGCGCGUACCUGGCCAUCAUUACGACGGAGGGCAUGGUCAACGGGCUCCACCCUGUGAACAAGAACUACCAGGUCCAGUUCGUCGCUCUCAAGACCUUCGAAGAGGCAGCGGCUCAGCUCCUGGAGUCUUCGGUUCAGAAUCUCUUCAAGCAGGUGGAUUUAAUUGACCUCGUGCGCUGGAAGAUCUUAAAAGACAAGCAUAUCCCUCCGUUCCUGCAGGAGGCUUUGGAAAAAAAGAUUGAAAGCAGUGGGGUCACCUACUUCUGGCGCUUCAAGCUUUUCCUCCUGAGGAUUUUGUAUCAGUCAAUGCAGAAAACACCUUCGGAAGCGUUAUGGAAACCCACCCAUGAGGACUCAAAAAUCCUGCUGGUUGACUCCCCUGCCGAGGAGGAGCAGCAGGAAGAAGGCGCUUCUUCCAAGCAGGCGCUCAGGCUGGGCCUGCAGGAGCGAAGCCGAGAAGGUGACGCCGAGGAGGCUGCCGACGACUCGCUCCUCCCCGCUGGGGAGGUUGGAGGCCGUGAGCCCAUGGAAGAGAAACUUCUGGAAAUCCAAGGGAAAAUCGAAGCUGUGGAGAUGCACCUGACCCGGGAGCACAUGAAGCGGGUCCUGGGGGAGGUGUACCUGCACACCUGGAUCACGGAGAACACCAGCAUCCCCACGCGGGGCCUCUGCAACUUCCUCAUGUCCGCCGAGGAGUGCGACGACAGGACGGCCCGGGUCCUGAUCGGACACAUCUCCAAGAAGAUGAACAAGCAGACCUUCCCUGAGCACUGCAGCCUGUGCAAGGAGAUCCUGCCGUUCACAGACCGCAAGCAGGCCGUCUGCUCCAACGGCCACAUCUGGCUGCGGUGCUUCCUAACCUACCAGUCCUGCCAGAGUCUGAUCUACCGAAGGUGUUUGCUUCACGACAGCAUUGCCCGGCACCCAGCUCCAGAAGAUCCUGACUGGAUCAAGAGGCUGCUGCAGAGCCCCUGCCCCUUCUGUGACUCGCCUGUCUUCUGAGCGCCCACGCUGGGCGGGUGCGAUAGAAGAUGCCCUCUACCCGGGCUGCCUGGUCCUGACGCAGACAGGGCGCCGCUCGAUGGACGGGAUCGCCGGAAGCUUGUUUGUGCACGCGCGCUUCCUCCCCGGGGCUCACGCCGUCGUCCGCAGCGACUGCGUGCAGAGGGCGCUGGCCGUGCAGGGCUGAGCCUCAGCCCUCAGCUCCGGGCCUGGGGAACACGAGGCUUCCGGUGUCUGGACUGAAGCACUUGGAACAAAAUGAGUGGCCUGUUAUUUCUAGGCACAGAAUAAUCAGUGCUGGAGAGUUGGGAAGAGUCUUGCUGAGCCUGGACAUGCAUUGCAGCUCUGGAGAGCAUGUGAGCGCCACAUGCCAGCGGGCGUUGCAGUGUCUCGUGCAGACUGCCGUCCUGCUCCGACGAGCGGCUCUCACCUCCUGUGCUUUAUGCCCGUGGGGAACAUUUUCUAGAAAUUCUUAUUUUUGCGCAGUUGCAGCCAAGACUGUAGUUGAUCCAGUGUGUCCGUGGUCAGGGGCAGUUUUAAGUUAAACGAUUGUGACUCGUUCAUUCCCUGUCGUCAGAUUGCCUGGCCCGGCUGCUUCCUGCAUGUACGGAUGUCAAGUACUCGAGUCUGCCCACGUCACAGCCUGCCUCCCACUGAACUGUGGUACCCUGGGCGAGAUACUUAUACACAGAGGAGAAAAUUUUUUCCUUUUUUAGAAAUAAAUUAAAAAUCUUCAGUUUUCCUAGCUUUCAUAUUUCCAGACGUUGGAUUUUCUAGCCCCAGCCGGAGUGUGAUGACUCAGUGGAGGGCCCGCACUCUGGUGUGCUGCCUGGGGCUGCCCUCUCCCCGCGGGCCCUGGCAUGGGGGUCCAGAGCUCUUCCUGGACUUCUAAGACGAAACGUCAGACAUCCCACUCAAGGAUUCGCUCAGUCGGAAGUGAGAAAGCUAGGAUGGUGGUGAUGUGGCUUCCCAGGCAACGCCCUGAGGACCGGUGCUGCGCUGCAGGCCUCGGGCACACGUCACACAGAGGCAAGUGUGCAAGCCCUCACCUCCUUGUGCUGCUGCUUCGCCUGCACUCUGCCACUCCUGCCUUGGUUCCGAGGCCCGAGUUGGCGCAGUUUGUCCGCACUGGUAGAGACACGCAUGCUGUGCACACUGGGUGCCCUGGAGACCAACCCCGCGAGGCGUGUCCAGAUGACCGGCUUUUUGCUAUCUGAUUGAAGGCCCUGCUGAAUCACUUACUACCACCACGAGGGAGCUGCUGGAUGAUCGUGCUGGUUUUGCUGGGAGGAGACAGAGUGCCUCAGUGGUCAGGCCUGGGUGGCUUUCUUCAGGCCAGGCUUCUGCACACCUUGUUGGUAGGCCUUCCCCGACCUUCUCCCCCAACUCAGGGUAAUGAGGAGACUUGGGGUUCCGCACAGCAGCUCCAGCAGUGGCCAGGGUCAGCACGCACGGUGAUGGGCCGUGAUAGGCCGGGUGGCAGCAGUGCCCAGGGUCAGCACGCACGGUGAUGGGCCGUGAUAGGCCGGGUGGCAGCAGUGCCCAGGGUCAGCACGCACGGUGAUGGGCCGUGAUAGGCCGGGUGGCAGCAGUGCCCAGGGUCAGCACGCACGGUGAUGGGCCGUGAUAGGCUGGGUGGCAGCAGCAGUCUUCUGGCAGCCUUCCUACAUGAGCCUGGUCUGGCGGGCUCCGGCUGCAACCAGGACACGUGGCAUAGCGGGGGUGCUGGUACCCGCAUGUGGGUAAUGUCUUCCCUGCCUGGGGUGAAUUUGUUCCUGUUAUUGCAGAUAAGAAAUGGAGAGCUUGUUAUGUUGAUGCUCUUGCUGGAACCCUCCACUGUCCAGCCCACAGACAUCAGGCACUCCAUCCCUGCUCUUAGAGCCACCAAACUCCCAAUUAUUUCCCCUUGUCAGAAGUUAUUAGAAGUAUGCAGGCAGCGCUGGCUGAGAGUGACAUCUCCCGGCUUCUCCCAAACAGCCACGGAGGAUGUUAAUGCCGUAGCAUGUGGGUCAGACCUACUCGCGAGCAUGACAGGUUAAUUCGGUUAAAAGAGUGUUAAGGGUUCAUGAUUAAAUAUUAAAGUAUGCGCUGCUGUGAUUAUAAUGGUAUUGAAUGAGACACACUGCAGAGUGGGGCUUCCUGCAGCUUCUAAGGGGAACGCGGGGUGGCCUUAGGGGCGCCACCGGCUGCCAGGGAGCUCUGCUGGCCUCUGAACCCACGGGGACGUAUUUGAGAAUGGAUCCAAUUUUCUGAAGUGUUGCUGAGUUUCCCUUCCUUAAGGGUCAACGAGUUACUAACGUUCCUGCUGACAGUGCUACAGCAGGCAGUGGCUUGGCCCUGGCCACGGCUUCGAACCAGCGUUUCCCUGUCAGCUGCCAAAUCACUUGGUUGAGCCUCAGAGUACAGGCUGCCAGAUCGUAGCUGCAUCUGACCCCCGAGCCAGGACAGUUCAUCACGUUGCCACGGUGCCACAUGAGGCAAAGCUUCAUGCACGUUGUUGAAGGUUAGCAGGAGCCAGAGUGGGCACUUCCCCUGGCACCUGUGUCCAUUGUCCAAGGCCUCAGUUCACCUCCUGGCUCCGGCUUCCUGCCGUGUGAGAGGCAGUGGUGAUGGCCAAGCGGCGGGGACCUGGCCUGGGAGUAAGCCAGGAGAGACUGGGCUCCGCCCUGCACUCAGUACUGGCUUUAAGAAUGCAUAGUAAGAGCACAGGCAGUGCACACCUUCCCCCCCAGCCCUCCCCAACCGCUGUGAGUCCAGUGGCGCCAAGUGAAUCCGCGAGACCAGGGCAUGGCUCCGAGCCCCGCCUUUCCGCCUGGCUCUCAGAGGCCUCGAAUGGAGUUGCCAGGAAUGAAUGGUUGUUACGGUGACUGUUACUGGAGGUCAGGGCCCUCCUA